Diabrotica balteata is the source of this 6462-nucleotide messenger RNA. Lineage: Eukaryota; Metazoa; Arthropoda; Insecta; Coleoptera; Chrysomelidae. The record is from the annotation of a GenBank genome assembly.
AUGUAUGUUGAGAAACCAGAACAUCCAGAAAAACUGACUGCUUGGUGGGCUGGCCAGAACGUCACAGUCAAUGGUGACCACUAUAGAACCAUGAUUACUGCCUUUUUCAUUCCUCAAUUGAACAACCAUGAUGUGCAGGAUAAGAUGGUAUAUCCUAAGAGAGACAUAACAAACAUCGUAGAAAGCAGCCAUUACUUGAAGAUCGGAGCUUGGUGUCGAGCUGGAUCGUCAACGGGAGCUCAAACGAGGGGAAAAUGUAAAACAGCGAGAUGGGUGAAACCAUUCAGAUGUUUAGAGGGUCCAUUUCAGUCAGACGCUCUUUUAGUACCUGAAAACUGCAUGUUUGACCAUAUUCAUAAUCAAAGUAAUUGUUGGACGUUCGGGCGCUGGAACUCCACAGCUGGAAACGCCUGCCAAGAGAAAGGACUGCAGUUAAGAUCGUUCGCCAUGCUCCUACCAUGUGGUAUCUCGUUAUUCAGUGGUGUUGAGUUUGUCUGCUGCCCAAAGCAUUUUAAAGAUAAUCUAAAACCAAAGAAACCUGUCGACUUGACAAUUUUGAAAAAGGAACAAGAAGCAUUUGAUACUGUAGAUGAUGAUGACGAUGAAGAGUCCGAAGAGGAAAUCGAUAAAGAUGACCUCGAAGAUCUUGCUGACGAAACUGAAUUGUCUGAUGAUCCAACCAUUGAUGACGAAGAUGAUGACGACGACGAUGAUAUUUAUGAUGAAGAUAUUGAUUGGGAUACUACUCCUUCCAGUACUACCGCUGGAUAUAAAUCUACAAUACCUUCAACCACUCCAAGUACUACCACCACUGAGAGAACUACUACUAUUGCUACUCCUGAUCCAUACUUUACUCAUUUUGAUCCAAGGAAUGAACAUGAAAGCUACAAACAAGCACAAGAACGACUUGAAGAAACCCACCGUGAAAAAGUUACCAGGGUAAUGAAGGACUGGUCAGAUCUAGAAGAAAGAUACCAAGAUAUGCGACAGACCGAUCCAAGAGGUGCUGACGAAUUCAAACAGAGAAUGACCCAAAGAUUCCAACAGACUGUGCAAGCUCUCGAAGAAGAAGGUGAUGCUGAGAAGCACCAAUUGGCAGCCAUGCAUCAGCAAAGAGUAUUAGCUCAUAUCAACCAAAGAAAGAAGGAGGCUAUGUCAUGUUAUACCCAAGCUUUGAAUGAUGUACCACCAAAUACUCAUCGUGUUCAGAAAUGUCUUCAGAAAUUACUAAGAUCACUCCACAAAGACAGAGCUCACGCCAUUAGCCACUACCGUCAUCUUUUGGCUAACAGCAUAGAAGCUGCCGCACGAGAACAACCAAGAACACUUGAACGUUUAACGGAUAUUGAUAGAACCGUUAAUCAAAGUAUGCAGAUGUUACAGAGAUACCCUGAUUUGGCAGCCAAAAUUGGACAACUCAUGGACGAUUACAUCCAGGCUUUAAGAUCAAAAGAUGAAACUCCUGGUUCUCUAUUGGCUAUGACAUCUGAUGCUGAACAGGCUAUUUUGGAUAAAUACAAGUCUGAAGUUGCAACUAAACAAGCCGAACGAGAACGCCAAAGAAUCCAAGAAAAGGAAAGAAAAGAACAAAGGAAGAAGGAAAAAUCAGAACUUAAAGAAGAAAAGAAGCGAGUUGAAGAAGCUUUGGGCAAGAAAAUAAGCAACUUUGAUGACGAGGAUAUGGAAGAUGAAUCGUUGCCUGAGGAGAAAUCAUCCACCACAUCUCUACCUACGUCUGGAAUUACUUUCUCUGAAAUAAUGAGCAACUCAAUAACAGCAACUUCUGAGAACCACAAUGUUGACGACGCUGCAGUGCAGGAAGCUGUUGAACAAGUCGCUAAAGCUGCCAGUCACAGACAAGACAUCAUAAGAGUAGCACAUGUAAUGAGCCACGAUCUCAGUCACGGUGAACCUACAUAUUCUGUACGACGAGAAAUCUUUGCUCGCAAAGACGGCAAGAGCGUGUACUUCACAUUGGCGUUCGCAGGAAUGGCAUUAAUGGCAGCCUUAGUCGUAGGAGUUGCGGUAGCUAGGCGCAAAACAGCUAGAUCUCCCCAAAGCCAAGGAUUUGUCGAGGUAGAUCAAGCAGCUACACCAGAAGAAAGACAUGUAGCCAACAUGCAAAUCAACGGUUACGAAAAUCCAACUUACAAGUAUUUUGAAGUUAAAGAGUAAAUUGGUGUGUUAAUUUCGAUCUUUCGGAGCGUAAUUUUUGCCUGGCAGCACAUUUUAGGUAUUAUUUUUUAAAAUGGCAAUGUUGCUUCUCAGUAAGUAAAUACAUACUCAAGUUUCUGCUUUUGUUCACAACUAAAAAUGUUUCUAAGGAAAAUGAUUGCAGUAUUAUUUGAUAUUAACUUUGAUAUUUUUUCUUUGUAAAUAAUUUGGCAGAAUUGUAGUUUGUCAGUACGCGUUACUUGCUGGGAGUCACCAUUGCACCUUUGUUAAGUUUGAUAUUAUUUUGAUGCUACUGGGAAUCUAAUCAUUCCAUUAAUUGUGUGUUACUUGUACUUAAAUAAGCAACUCGAUAAUAAUUCUACAUAUGCAAAAUGAGAUAUACAUAUUUUGAACAAAAAAAAAUUAUGAAAACUUAAUAGGAAGUAAUAAUUUUUGCAUAUGACAGUCCAAUGUUUAAACGUAUUCAUUUAUAUAGCGAAAUAUAUCGGGACGAUGCCCUACCAAACUAACGCGAUACUAGGUAGACAUUGAACAGGUGUAUCGUCCGCGAUAUUUAUAUUAGUUGCUAGAUGUAUAUGGUACCCUCCAUAUUUAAUACCUAAUGAAAAAUUAGAUUAUAAAAAAUGCAUGUUAAUCGACAAGCUUUUGUACAGUCGUUUUAUUUUUGUUAUUGAAUUUAUCAGCUUUAUUCACUAAUUAUAAUUUUCUUACUGAGCUCACGAAUAUCACUGUCAUAGCCAUAUUUAGCCCUAAACAUUGUUCAACAUUAAGUGCCAUAAUGACAUAUUUUUGCAAAAUAGUUCAAUCUAAAUCUUAUACUUUUUACACUUAAAUAUUAUUUAACAACUUGAAAGAUCAUAAAAAUAUAUUUAUUCACAACUAAUACUUGCAAUAAACCUAACCUAAAAUAAACUAAACAAUUUUUAAUUGACACAAAACAUUCUUCCAUAUUCUGAUAAAACCAUUCCCUUCUGUAACUCAAAGCAAUAAAAUGAUAUUAUAAUUUUAAAUAGUAACUAGGUACAUUGGCACUAAUAUUCUUGAGUCUCAUUAACAGAUGAGGUCAAUGGCCGUCUAUAUGUAGCACAAUAUUAAGUCACACCUUCCGAGGAUAGAAGUUAGGGACAGAUAUGUUUAAAGAUAAAGAGUAGAUAGGGAUGUAUUCUGAAAUCAUGGAGAAUGAUAAGUGGUAAUUUCUGGGAGGUUGUAUCGGCGGCAGUGGAUGAGUACAAGUAUUGCUAUUUUCGUUAGUUACGGAAUAUUCUUUUCUUUCUCUAUCUUAUUCAAGCAAGAGAAAAUAAAUGGUAAAACACAGUAUUAGAGAAGUAUAUAGUAGAUAACAGUUUACAAUUAUUUGGAAAUGUGAGAUAACCUAAUAAGAAAAAUAAAACUUCAGUAUCGUUCCGAUUUUACCUGGGAAACAAAUGUCAAAAUAAGCAAGACAAUGAUAUAGCAUUUUUUGCGCUGGAAACGGUCUAAUAUUAUUCUGUCCUAUACUGAUUCUAAUGUCCUUUAAUGACCUAAUAAUUCCGACGUUUUAUUAUACAAGCUAGAGCUAAAUGAUGUUUUGAUCACUGCUAACAUAUAUGUCUGGCAUCACUUUAUUAAGAGAAGCCAAGUGGUAGUUAGAAACUCAAUUGACUGGUUUAUACUUUAGAAUGUUUAAUAAACUGUAAAUUUUUGGUAUAUUGAAGGCAGGCUAGGUCAUAUCAAAACAAAGUAUUUCUAGGAUAACUGUAGACCAUGCAAAACAGAUCAAUUUAUUGUUUGUUUAUUUUGAUAUUACUGAAAACGGUUUCUCAUCGAAAAGGUCGAAAGGACCACAAAUAUUGUAAAACUUUUAUUGUUGACGCUAUCAAGUACCGAGUGAACAUCAUUUUAGCGCCGUAAUUGGGGAUGCUAAAUUAUCAGAAUUGUGAAAAAAAUUACGAUUGCUGAACUUAAAAAUCUUAGAAACAUCGGAAGGAACGAUCAAAUGUAUGUAUUUAAAAUUCCUAAUAGACCGGAAAGGUUUAUUUACAAUUUGAUUGGAUAUUGUCGAAUAUUGCAAAAAAACUACAAAUGUGAUAGGUAGCUUUCAAAUAACCGUAACCUUAUAAAUAAAUACUAAGACCAAAGUUGUAGUACAUUGGCUUUUAAAAUUAUAAACCCUUUUUCACUUGGUAGUUGCUGAUUAAUGCCGCAAGGUAUUUGCAAAGAAAGAGCGUGCUAGUUUCUUUAUUGCUAGGUUUGAAGAGGGUUUAUAGUUGUAAAAAAAUUAAAACUAAAAAAAGCCAAAAAAUGUCUUUACCGUCACUACAGCUUCAUGAUUUUAUCUAUGGGUGCAUUAUUCGGCUCACCAAAGUGAUAUACACAUCUAUUAAAUAAUUAGGAACACGUUUUCCUGGACUUGAUUAACUUAUAUUUUGUAUAAACUGUUUCAAACAAAACCUCAGUAUCUCAGAUUUGUCCAGACUUGACGAGAAUUAUUUUCUGAUACCAUACACUAAAUCAAUAAAUUUGGUAAACAAAGGGAAAUUAAACUAAACAUUUAGUAAGAUAGAUAGCAGACUAACAGCAUUUUAAAAUUACAAAAAAAACUAGGACUACCAACAACUGUCAAAAAACUGUUUACCAACCCAAAAUAGAGAACACUAAAGAACCUUGAGAUAAACUGUAUUUCCAAGUUUGAGCUAGUUGAAUAAUGAAUGAAAUUAUUAAGUAACAAGAUUUUGUAUGGUAAUAUUAUAAUGUCGGAAUUCUUUGUUGAUAUUAAAAACAAGGCUAAUAUAUUUGAAUCCUUGAGAUAUAUACUGAUACCUCCGUAGAUGUUGAAGGGAUUCAAAAGUAGUAACAAGUAUAAUAUUCAAACCACGUGGUUGUCGGUUUGAAAUAUAAAUGUUCAAGUUAAUGAAAAUAGCAAUACUGUAUGUAUAUUUAAGGUUGAUUGCAAUAAUCAUAUUAUAUUUAGUUAUGAGUCGAUGUGUUAUGUUUUACUCUAACCAUUUGUAGAUAAGACACCCAUUCACAUUAUUAAAGCUUUUUACCCUCUAAGAGAAAAUAAGAUCACAGUAUUCUAUGUGUUUUGAUGACAACAUUUGAAAGAUGCACAUAAUUAUGUACUGUAUAUUUGUAAGUGUUAAAAAGCGUGUUUUAAGUCUAAGCACUGUGUGUGUGUGUGACUCGGAACUAGUGCUUAAAACAUAAAGGAAAUGACUUUAAAUGUCUGAAAGUAUAAGCACUAAAUCUGCUACGAUUCCAGAACAGUAUAAAUACUCAUUGAAGACAUACAAAAGUUGCCAAGCUAAAAACUAAGUGUUGAUCACUAAAAAACUUUAUUUACAACCUACGUAAUUUAUUACCCUACUUGUGUCUAAAUGAUCAUCCUUUGUGAAUGAUAACUGUUACAUAUAAAUGCUGACCACUGAACACACUCCAAAUUCACUACGUUUACACAGUAAUUAAAAUUAACUUUAAAAUGAUUAAUUCGUAUUACAGAUAAAAAUUUGUGUUUACUGAAUAUUCUUCAAUAAAUCGCUGAUAAGAUACAAUGUAUUAUCGAACUAUACCAGUAUUUGCUAAGGAUCUUCAAUUACAAACCAACAAUUCAGCGGUAACAGUUAUUUAGGAAUCCAGAAAACUGGUGUCAUUUGUUUAAAAAUAUCUGAAGAUAAGUUGCUUUAACCCAGGGAUUAGGAACAUGCAAUGUGAGAAGAUUGAUUAUAAACAGCAUUGGUUGAUUCUCAAAAAUUAAUCUCAAGAACUGAAACAUGUUCAGAAGAGUAAGGAAAGUUAAUUCAGUAGUAAAAGACUGUAACUACAAGUAAUAUGGUUUAAACAUGAGAUUCAAGUCAGUUUUGUUGAUUGAUGUUAAACCAGUUAUAGUAGGUAUUUGUACUGAAAAUUGGAAUCCAAGUGUUGUAAAGGAUUUUUUCUUGGUGGGUAAGUCAUCAGUGUUUAAAGGAGCUUUUCAAUUGAUAGCUUGAAUCGAUAAAGUACCUUUCUCUUUGUGUUUGCCACUGUUUAAAAUCACUAUCAGAAAGCUAGGUUAUACAAAAAGCGUGUUUGAUGUGCAUAUUUAGUAUUUUCCCAACAAUUUUCAUAAGAAAAAAAUUGUAAAAUAUUUUUACCCAAUAUCAUAUGUAACUAACUGAAUUUCCUAUUAUUCUCUUUUUUGAAUAAAAUGCUGUGUUAUUUCUAUUAGUACCUUUAUCUACCUAAUCUUGAUAGAUUAGUUCAUUUAGGAUAGUUAUUAUAUGUUUUGUGGCCAUGUAAUUUUAAAUUUAAUGUAAUAAAAACUAACUUAUU